GAGGAAACCGGGAGGAAUUGGAGGUGACCCAGGGCAAAAUGAGUGGGCUACUGGGCGCCAGGACCUGCCCAGGCCCGGGAGAAGCCUCUGACCUCAAGUCUCCCCGGGGCGCCAGGUUCAGGGAACCUCUCACCGAGGCCCGGUUCCAGCAGCUCUUCGGAGACGCGGAGCAGGAGCCGGAGCUCCUGGCGGAGUCCCGCUUGUCCCUGCUGUGCCGGCUGUGGAGACGGCGGGCCCGCGCCUGUUCCGGACCGGGGGCGUGGCGCCUGCUGCUGGCGCGGCUGCCCCCGCUGCGCUGGCUGCCCCACUACCGCUGGCGGGCCUGGCUGCUCGGGGAUGCAGUGGCCGGAGUGACCGUGGGCAUCGUGCACGUGCCCCAGGGCAUGGCGUUUGCCCUCCUAACUUCCGUGCCCCCAGUGUUCGGGCUGUACACUUCGUUCUUUCCCGUCCUCAUCUACACUUUGCUGGGUACUGGGAGACACCUGUCCACAGGAACUUUCGCCGUGCUCAGCCUCAUGACGGGCUCGGCUGUGGAGCGGCUGGUCCCCGAGCCCCUUGGGGGGAACCUGAGCGGAAUCGAGAGGGAACAGUUGGACGCUCAGCGGGUUGGGGCGGCUGCGGCCAUGGCCUUCGGGAGCGGGGCGCUGAUGCUGGGGAUGUUCGCGCUGCAGCUCGGCGUCCUGUCCACCUUUCUGUCCGAGCCUGUGGUCAAAGCGCUGACCAGCGGGGCCGCGCUGCACGUGCUCGUGUCCCAACUGCCGAGCCUUUUGGGCUUACCCCUCCCGCGCCAGAUCGGCUGCUUCGCUCUUUUCAAGACGCUGGCCGCCGUGCUGACCGCGCUGCCCCGGAGCAAUCCGGCCGAACUGACCAUCUCGGCACUCAGCCUGGCGCUGCUCGUGCCGGUCAAGGAACUGAACGUGAGGUUCCGAGACAGGCUCCCCACCCCGAUCCCAGGGGAAAUCGUCAUGGUGCUUCUGGCCUCCGUGCUCUGCUUCACUUCUUCUCUGGACACAAGAUACAACGUGCAGAUAGUGGGGCUGCUGCCUGGAGGAUUUCCCCGACCUCUCCUGCCCAACCUGGCUGAGCUGCCCAGGAUUGUGGCCGACUCGCUGCCUGUCGCACUGGUUACUUUUGCUGUGUCUGCCUCCCUGGCCUCCAUCUAUGCAGACAAGUAUAGCUACACUAUUGACUCCAACCAGGAGCUCCUGGCGCAUGGUGUCUCCAACCUCAUCUCCUCCCUCUUCUCUUGCUUUCCCAACUCAGCCACAUUGGCUACAACCAGCCUCCUAGUGGAUGCUGGUGGGAACACACAGCUGGCCGGCCUCUUCUCCUGCGCAGUCGUCCUGUCAGUGCUGCUGUGGCUCGGGCCCUUCUUCUACUAUCUACCCAAGGCUGUCCUGGCCUGCAUCAACAUCUCCAGCAUGCGCCAGAUGUUCUUCCAGAUGCAGGAGCUUCCACAACUAUGGCGCAUCAGCCGCGUGGACUUUGCUGUGUGGAUGGUCACAUGGGUGGCUGUAGUGACCCUGAGUGUGGACCUGGGCCUGGCCGUAGGUGUGGUCUUCUCCAUGAUGACCGUGGUCUGCCGCACCCAGAGGGUGCAGUGCCUUGCACUUGGACUGGCUGAAGGGACGGAGCUCUACAGGCCACUCAGAGAGCGCCACAAGCUCCUCCAGGUCCCGGGGCUCUGCAUCCUGAGCUAUCCAACACCACUUUACUUCGGGACCCGUGGGCAGUUUCGGCGCACCCUGGAAAGGCAUCUGGGGCUUAGAGAAGGAGGCAAGGAGACUCCAAAGACAGAUGGCCCACCUGAUGCAGUUGCUGAGCCUAUCAGAGUGGUGGUCCUAGACUGCAGUGGUAUCACCUUUGCAGAUGCUGCUGGGGCCAGAGAAGUGGUCCAGCUUUCCAGACGAUGCCGAGACGCUGGGAUCCAUCUUCUCCUGGCUCAGUGUAAUGCCUCGGUGCUGGGGACUCUGACCCAGGCAGGACUCCUGGACAGAGUGACCCCAGAACAGCUGUUUGUGAGUGUCCAGGAUGCAGCUGCUCAUGCCCUGGAGAGACUGGUGAGGGGCAGUAGCAACAAGAGUGGAAGCCGGGAGGUGCUGGGCUAUAGCAAGUGAGGCGUGAGCCAGUGGCUGAAGAUCCAGGCAGAGGGGUUUGGGAAGGGGGCUAAGGAGGAAGGUGAAGGAGAAAGGGGUGGGCAUGAAAUGAUUAGUCCAUUUAAGACGAAGCUACGAGACUGGCCCCAGCUGUGGGUGAAGAUCAGAAGAAACUAGGGUCCCCAGAGGGGUAAUGUGCCCCUCAGAAGACUGCCAAAUCUUGGGUGAGGGAGUUGGGCACCUACUCUACUCCUGACAUGUCCCCUCCCUU
Molecule: messenger RNA, 2367 nt
Organism: Equus caballus (horse)
Lineage: Eukaryota; Metazoa; Chordata; Mammalia; Perissodactyla; Equidae
Gene: SLC26A10
Product: solute carrier family 26 member 10
Biological process (GO): transmembrane transport
Cellular component (GO): plasma membrane
Molecular function (GO): sulfate transmembrane transporter activity; oxalate transmembrane transporter activity; bicarbonate transmembrane transporter activity
Source: RefSeq, a predicted model, not a curated record